AUUCCGCCUCUCUACACCUUCCAUUCCAUAAAACCCCCACCCAUAUCUGAUCUCGUUCCUCACACAACCAAACAACCUCACCGCGCAGCCGCCGCCAGAGAUAGCCCGCAAUCACCACCGUCCAACAUACAAUGGCCACCAAAGCAAUCCCACCUACUCCAAGAGUGGAGAUCCUCGCAAACAGCGGCCUCAGCUUCAUCCCCGCCGAGUUCGUCCGCCCACAAUCUGAACGCCAACACCUCCAAGACUCCCUCAACAAGAACCCCUGCGGUGUUGAGAUCCCAAUCGUCGAUCUCGGGGGGUUCUCAUCAGAGGAAGGGCGGCGGCGGCGGUGCGUGGAGGAGGUGAUGGCAGCUGCAGAGGAGUGGGGGGUGAUGUUCCUCGUGAACCACGGUGUGCCGGAGGAGCUCAUUGAGCGGCUGCAGGCGGCGGGGAAGGGGUUCUUCGAAUUGCCGGUGGAUGAAAAGGAGAAGUAUGCUAAUGAUCAGUCAAGGGGACAGAUACAGGGCUAUGGGAGCAAGCUAGCAAAUAAUGAAAACGGUAUACUUGAGUGGCAGGAUUACUUUUUUCACCUCGUCUACCCCCCGGAGAAGACGGACCUCACCAUCUGGCCGACCCAACCCGCGGACUACAUUGCGACCACAACCUCGUUCGCCAAGGAGCUCCGAGCCCUAGCCUCAAAAAUGUUCUCCAUACUCUCCCUCGGUCUUGGCCUCGACCAAAACAAGCUCGAAGCCGAGCUCGGCGGCCAAGACGACCUCCUCCUCCAGCUCAAGAUCAAUUACUACCCGCCCUGCCCGCAGCCGGAGCUGGCCCUCGGCGUCGAGGCCCACACCGACGUCAGCUCCCUCUCCUUCAUCCUUCACAACGGGAUCCCCGGCCUCCAGGUCUUCAAAAACGGCGCCGGCUGGAUCACCGCUCCCCUCGUCCCAAACUCGAUCAUCGUUCACGUCGGGGAUGCGCUCGAGAUCAUCAGCAAUGGGAGGUGCCACAGCGUUCUUCACCGAGGACUUGUUACUAAGGAAAAUGUUCGGAUCUCGUGGGCGGUUUUCUGCGAGCCGCCGAGGGAGAAGGUGGUGCUUCGGCCGCUUCCGGAGUUGAUUGGGAAGGGGGAGGUGGCGAGGUUUGAGCCGCGGACUUUUGCGGAGCAUUUGGAGGGGAAGCUGUUCAAGUCGAGGGUGGAGGGUUGCGGGGAGAAGGCGCCUGUGGAUUAAGUGGGAGAGGAAGAUGGAAGAAGGGGGCAGGACGUGGGGGUGGCCCGGUGGGGAAUGUUUUUGGAUCAAAAUGUAAUCAUUUAGAUCAUAUGUAAUCAUUUAGAUCAUGUGGGAAUAAAUCAUAGUUUUUUA
Phalaenopsis equestris is the source of this 1346-nucleotide messenger RNA. RefSeq names its product leucoanthocyanidin dioxygenase-like. Gene Ontology annotation, molecular function: dioxygenase activity. Bases 132 to 1214 code for a protein of 360 amino acids. The transcript is spliced from 3 exons. The record is from RefSeq and is a predicted model, not a curated record. NCBI's taxonomy places the organism in Eukaryota, Viridiplantae, Streptophyta, Magnoliopsida, Asparagales, Orchidaceae.